UGGCUUGUUAUCUGUGGGGAAAAUGGCAAUUUUGGAGUAGCUCCUUUAUGGGAAUCAUGCUGUUGGAAUGGAGGACUGUGAAACAAUGGAAGAUGUGUAUAUGGCUUCAGUGGAAACAGAUGGGGGAGUCAAGGAACAGUUACAUCUUUACAACACCAGGGGCCUACAGGAAGGUGUGGAGCUGCCAAAGCAUUAUUUUUCAUUUGCCGAUGGCUUCGUUUUUGUGUACAGUGUGAAUAACCUUGAAUCCUUUCAAAGAGUGGAGCUUCUGAGGAAAGAAAUUGAUCAGUUCAAAGACAAAAAAGAGGUGGCAAUUGUUGUGUUAGGAAACAAAACUGACCCUUCUGAGCAGAGACAAGCGGACGUCGAAGUGGCACAGUGGUGGGCCAGGAGCGAGAAGGUGCAUCUGUGGGAGGUGACAGUCACAGACCACAAGACCCUGAUUGAGCCCUUAACCCUGCUACCCCGCAAACUCUCCCAGCCCCAGAACAAAGCGAGCUUCCCUCUGCCUGGGAGGAGAAGCAAAGGCAACUCCAGCUCUGAGAACUAA
Eubalaena glacialis (North Atlantic right whale) is the source of this 550-nucleotide messenger RNA. RefSeq names its product NF-kappa-B inhibitor-interacting Ras-like protein 1. Bases 68 to 550 code for a protein of 160 amino acids. The record is from RefSeq and is a predicted model, not a curated record. Lineage: Eukaryota; Metazoa; Chordata; Mammalia; Artiodactyla; Balaenidae. Gene Ontology annotation, biological process: canonical NF-kappaB signal transduction. Gene Ontology annotation, molecular function: GTPase activity; GTP binding. The transcript has a single exon.